GUGUUUGUAAACCGGAGCUUGCAUCUAGAAAAGAUCCAGUUCUUUGGCUUUGACAUGGAUUAUACAUUGGCUCAGUAUAAGAACCCAGAAUAUGAAGCUCUGCAGUUUAGACUAAUUGUUGAUAGAUUAGUUUUUACUGGAUAUCCAUCACAGAUUAAGGAUUUUGAAUAUGAUCCAGCUUUUCCUAUAAGAGGACUUUGGUUCGAUACUAUGUAUGGAAAUCUUCUAAAAGUGGAUGCAUAUGGAAACAUUUUAGUCUGCUAUCAUGGAUUCAGAUUUUUGAAAACGUCUGAAAUUUAUAAUUUGUAUCCUAAUAAAUUCAUUCAGCACCAUGAAUCUCGCAUAUAUAUACUGAACACUCUUUUCAAUUUGCCAGAAGCUUAUCUAUUAGCUUGCUUGAUUGACUACUUCACAAAUUCGACAGAGUACAUUCCGGGUAAAAAUGGCAUUAAAAAUGGGAACAUUUUCAUGUCUUACAAAUCUAUUUUUGAAGAUGUUAGGGAUGCGAUUGACUGGGUCCAUAUGAGGGGCAACUUAAAAGAAGAAACAAUCAACAAUUUAUCAAAAUAUGUAGCUCGUGAUGAGCGUCUUCCUAUGUUGUUUAAUAGAAUGCAUGAAGUUGGCAAGAAAACAUUUCUUCUAACGAAUUCGGACUAUGGCUACACUACGAAAAUAAUGUCUUAUCUUUUUGACUUUCCUUCUCAGGAAAAACGAGAUUGGAAAGAAUACUUUGAUUACAUAUUAGUUGAUGCACGAAAACCAGUUUUUUUCAGUGGUGGAACAACUUUACGGCAAGUUAAUACAGAAACUGGUGCUUUGAGAAUUGGGAUUCAUGUGGGCCCUCUAACACCAGGCCAAGUAUAUUCUGGAGGAAAUUCUGAUGUGUUUACUACUCUCAUUGGAGCCAAUGGAAAAGAUGUGUUAUAUGUGGGUGAUCAUAUUUAUGGAGACAUCUUAAAAUCAAAGAAAACUCGUGGUUGGCGAACAUUUUUGGUUGUUCCUGAACUUUCACGUGAAGUGCAUGUGUGGACAAGUAAAUGCCAACUUUUCAACAGAUUACAAGAUUUAGAUGUUCAACUAGGUGAUACCUACAAAGAAAUGGAUAGCAGUUGCAAGGAUGCACCUGAUAUCAGCCAGUUGCGAACAGCUAUAAGAGAAGUAUCUCAUGAGCUUGAUAUGUCAUAUGGUAUCUUAGGCAGUACUUUCAGAAGUGGUUCAAGGCAGACUUUUUUUGCUAAUCAGAUCUGCCAUUAUGCUGAUUUAUAUGCAUGCACAUUCUUAAAUUUGAUGUAUUACCCUUUUAGUUACAUGUUUAGAGCACCUCCAAUGUUGAUGCCUCAUGAGUCAACUGUUGAACACGAAGAAAAAUCUUUCUUUUCUAAUAGUGAAGUUGAUGAGUUAGAAGAGGAUUUAUCUCAAGAACCCAUUAGAAGACGAUCUAGGCUUGAGAAUAGUGAAAGUUCUGUUCCGCAUUUAUAUGCUGAAACUCCAAAUGUUGUUACUCAUCAUCAUGAUACUGAUGAUGAUGAGGAUACAGAUAAAUCUGCUGAAAAUUAAUGCUUUUGUUAUAGUAAACCAUUUUUGAAGCAUUUAUAGAUGACUACAUCUUUUUUUUUAUUCCUUUGCUUUUUUUAUAUUUAAAGUAAGCUUACUGGCAACCUGAUCAUUAACUUUCCUUUAUUUAACAUUAGUUGUCCUUUAUUUAACAUUAGUUGUUUCAUUUUGAAAAAAAUUAUUCAGGGUUAAAUAUUACUUUUCAUUAAUUAUCUUCAUUAUGUAUUCAUUUGGACAUUGAAUUAUGUGUAUUUAAUAUUCUGAGUGCUGCCAAUUGAUAUUUGAACAAUAAUGCAUUUUUUUUUUUUUAGUGUUUUAGAUGCUUAUCACAUUUUUAGAUGAAAUAGUCAAAAUUUUACUACUUUUGGUUAAUGUUGCUUUUGUGAUAAGUUUUUGCUUUUAAUGUUAUUAUUUAUUAUUUUCUCAAUAGAAUAUUAAUUUUGAAGUAGUUCCGAUUUUUUAAAAUGUAAGUUUUGCCAGUUUUUUUUAGUAACGUGUUAAACGAAAAUUACUCGUAUAAGACCAUUAACUUGCAGUUAAAAGGAAUGCUUUUAUCUACUAAAGCAAUUGUAUUUAAUUUCUGAAUAAAUUCGUAUACUACUCAUCAUCAUGAUACUGAUGAUAAGUAGGAUACAUACAAAUCUGAAAAUUAUAAGAAUUUUUUAAUAACAAAACAUUUUUGCAGUUUUUGUAGUUAACUAUACCUUUUUGUGAAUAUCUUGCUAUGUUUUGUAUUUAUAAAUAUGUUUGCUGGUAAUUUGAAUUAUAUUUGACAGUGAAAUUAGUUGUUUCUCUUUUACAUUGAAAGAAUUAUUCAGGGUUAAAUAUUGUUGCUCAUUAGUUAUCUUUAUUUUCUCUUCAUCUAGAUAUUGAAUUAUGUAUGUGUAAUAAAUAAUUCAGUAUCCAAAUUAUGUUAUACUCUUAAGAAGUAGUGUUUGCCAGAGAAAUAAUAGUUUUCUGUUUGAUGCUUAUCACAUUUUUUGAUAAAAUACUAAAAAUUUUAUUUUUGUUAUGUUGCUUUUGUAGUGAGUUUUUGCCUUUUUUUAAAAAAUUAUCACAAUAUUUGAAUAUCAUUCUUGAAGUAAUAUCAAUUUUUUAAAUGCAAAUUCAUGUAUUUAUCUGUAACACAUUGUCAAUUACUAAAACAUGAACAUUCAGUUGUAAUUAAGAAUUCUUUAAUGCUAUGAAUGCAAUUUAAUUUUUAAGUAAAUUGAUAUACUUGGUAUUUUAAGGUCAUAUUUUCUUUAAUUUUAUAUUAAAUUUUUUAAAGUUUGUUUCGCACAUAUCAUACAUAGUUCAGUUAGUUGCUAACUAUGCAUUAAAUUAAUAAAUUCUAAAUUGUAAAUUUAAUAAAUUCUACCUUCUGAAUCUCUUGGACUUCUUUUUUUGAGCAUUGAAGAAAUGUUUAUGAAGAAAUAACAUUCAUAGUUUCCCGUUAGAGUAUUUAUUCAAAAGAGAAAAUACUUAAUGUUGGUACUUAAACCCUCAGAGUUACUGUGGUUUAUGCAAAACUUCUAGUUAUAAACAUUUUUUGUAUAUCAAAUGUUUUAGUAUUAAAAACUUCUUCUGCAUUGA
Stegodyphus dumicola is the source of this 3129-nucleotide messenger RNA. RefSeq names its product 5' nucleotidase B (gene Nt5b). Gene Ontology annotation, molecular function: 5'-nucleotidase activity. The record is from RefSeq and is a predicted model, not a curated record. Lineage: Eukaryota; Metazoa; Arthropoda; Arachnida; Araneae; Eresidae.